This is a messenger RNA of Piliocolobus tephrosceles (Ugandan red Colobus), 3330 nucleotides long. It is a transcript of the gene PLSCR4, whose product is annotated as phospholipid scramblase 4. Gene Ontology annotation, cellular component: plasma membrane. The record is from RefSeq and is a predicted model, not a curated record. Gene Ontology annotation, molecular function: phospholipid scramblase activity. Gene Ontology annotation, biological process: plasma membrane phospholipid scrambling. Lineage: Eukaryota; Metazoa; Chordata; Mammalia; Primates; Cercopithecidae. Bases 299 to 1288 code for a protein of 329 amino acids. The transcript is spliced from 11 exons.
CUCCCCUCCGCGCGUUUACUUUGUUUAUAACUUGAAAAAUCCUCUUCCGUCUCCCUUCCCUGCCUCCUCUCCUUUCCCUUUCCUCUGCCAAUACAACUAGACCCCGCGUCUGGCGUCGCCGGUGCCCAGCAUUCUGCGGGGCAGGCGGUCUCGCUUGAUUGGGUUUCUCUUGGAUCUCUAACUGGCGUUUCUACGGCUUGGCUCUCACGAACUCAGGCCAGGCCACUCGCAGCUUCGAGACACAUCGGGCACCAUACAACAAACUGCAGCUCCAGAGGAUUAAUUGGAAUUCUUCGAAAUGUCAGGUGUAGUACCCACAGCCCCUGAACAGCCUGCAGGUGAAAUGGAAAAUCAAACAAAACCACCAGAUCCAAGGCCUGAUGCUCCUCCUGAAUACAAUUCUCAUUUUGUACCAGGACCCCCUGGAACAGCUGUCCCUCCACCUGCAGGCUACCCAGGAGGCUUGCCUAUGGGAUACUACAGUCCACAGCAACCCAGUACCUUCCCUUUGUACCAGCCAGUUGGUGGUACCCAUCCUGUCCAGUAUCAGCCUGGCAAAUAUCCUGUGCCAAAUCAGCCUGUUCCAAUAACAUGGAUGCCAGGGCCAACUCCUAUGGCAAACUGUCCUCCUGGUCUGGAAUACUUAGUGCAGUUGGACAACAUACAUGUUCUUCAGCAUUUUGAGCCUCUGGAAAUGAUGACACGUUUUGAAACUAAUAAUAGAUAUGAUAUUAAAAACAACUCAGACCAGAUGGUUUACAUUGUAACCGAAGACACAGAUGACUUUACCAGGAAUGCCUAUCGGACACUAAGGCCCUUCGUCCUCCGGGUCACUGAUUGUAUGGGCCAAGAAAUCAUGACAAUGCAGAGACCCUUCAGAUGCACCUGCUGUUGCUUCUGUUGCCCCUCUGCCAGACAAGAGCUGGAGGUGCAGUGUCCUCCUGGCGUCACCAUUGGCUUUGUUGCGGAACACUGGAACCUGUGCAGGGCCGUGUACAGUAUCCAAAAUGAGAAGAAAGAAAAUGUGAUGAGAGUUCGUGGCCCAUGCUCAACUUAUGGCUGUGGUUCAGAUUCUGUUUUUGAGGUCAAAUCCCUUGAUGGUGUAUCCAACAUCGGCAGUAUUAUCCGGAAGUGGAAUGGUUUGUUGUCAGCAAUGGCAGAUGCUGACCAUUUUGACAUUCACUUCCCACUAGAUCUGGAUGUGAAGAUGAAAGCCAUGAUUUUUGGAGCUUGCUUCCUCAUUGACUUCAUGUAUUUUGAAAGAUCACCACCACAACGUUCAGGAUAGACACAGCAAAGCCAUCAACUAUGGUUGAUUUUGAAAAAUGGAAAAGUUGGAUUGGGCUUACAGUCAAUACUCAGUUAUUUGCAAGUGUAUUUCUUUGCUUUGUAGGGUAUUUUUAUUGGGUGUUAACUUUGACAGCUGAGAGUGUGCUUGCAAGAACACAAUCUAAAAGUGUGUUUCAAUUGAGUGUCUCUCUAGUAGAAUAGGAGUUCAUCCUAAAAAGCUGUGACUCAUUAACCCAGUAAACAUACACAAAGUAAGCUUAAAACACUAUAAACAUGAGGUAAGGGAAAAUGAAUCCAGAGUUCUCAUAUUAAUAGAUAGUGAAAUAAUAAAGUUUUUUAGAGCAAACUUUGUUGGGAUAAAACAACCUGGCUUCUGUCCCUAACCCUUUCCUACCUUCUCUCCCCGUCAACAUGUCCUCCUACUGAAGACAAACUUGUUUCAAUGGUAGUCUUCAUCUUUAAAAACAAAAAGGCAAGCAGACAGAAAUAAUGAUGUUUUCUUGUACUAAGAAGGUACUACUUAUACACAUGUAUCAAAACCUCAUUCUGCAAAGUUUUUGAAGGUUUCAGUGGGAAAUUUGAUUUUAUUACAAAAUAAAACAUUUCAUUAAUGUUAAGGUUUAUAUAUUCCACACCUGUUUUCUCAUUUACUGGCGUGGAUGAUCAGGAGCUGCCUAUGCAUGAAGGCAGAAUCAGACUAUCAGGAAAGGAGCUGGCCAGGGCCUCAGGCAAUCAAGAUCUCUGAGCAACUUAGAGACUUUGGUGUCAUUAUAUGAAGCUUGCAUUUAAUACAUUUGUAAAUUCAUAACCUCUCUUGGUCACAGACACCUUAUAUAUAAAAUAAGUUCCGAAAUCUCUAAGAUUGCCUGGUACACCUUUUUAUCUCAUUUGAUGUGAUACCCAGAAGAGAUCAUUUUUUUAAUUUUUUUUUUUUUCAAGAAGAUACUUGGUGAUCGCCAUGCUGUUCUCAUGGUAAGGACUGGAGUUACAAUUUUAAAUUUGGAAAUAUGACAUUUUAUGUAGCACUUUAUAAAAAGUGAAAGCGACAAAUUCCACUGCUGCUUAAUACUGCUUUACUUCUUUUUAUUGACAUGAUAGAUAAAUAUGUAUAUACACAGAGUAAUAAUAAUAAAACACAGCAAACAUUCUAUUUCUUUAUGGUCUACAGCAUGCCAGUAAAUAAUAUGUAGGACCAAUAAUAAAUUAUCAAUUACACAUUUUUGUGUUAACUAAUUAAAAGCAUAGUGUAUAAGUGAGUACACUUUAAUUAACUUGCUUCUGUUGCACUUUAGUUUUCUACCUGCAUAUGGAUUGCAUUUUUUCAACACAGUCAGUAUGUAGAAUGGGAUGUAUUCUGCUGCUGUUGCCUAUUAAAUAAAGCCUGAGUGUUCUUAGAUGGGGUUAUUCUGAGAUGAGGGUCUUAGCCUACAGUUCUUUUUGAAAUGAAAGAAAGGUGCUUUGUUUUUUAAUUAUAUUCAUCUUUUCAGGGUAAAUUUGUUUUGCUGAGUUUCUUGUAAUGCUCAUUUUUACAUGCUGCUACUAGCUUUUUUUUAAAAAAGUAAAAGUUGCUGCUUUCUAAAAUAUUAAUUGCCUUAUAUUUGAAAGUGCCAUUGUAAUCGUAAGUAGACUAUAUAUUUCCUAUAAUGAUGUCUGAUAUUUAAAUAGGAAAUCAGACAAACAAUAUUCACAAAGUUUAACCAUAUAAACUUUUUAUUUUUAACUUGCCUGAAUCCCUAUAUUCCAAAACCUGCUGCAUCAUAAUAAAUACAUCUAUAUAUAUUUAGCAUAAGAUGUGAUAUUUUAAAUUUCUUUUUGAAAAAAUUAUAUUUGUGUCUCUUAGAGUUAAAAUUUUCUUUCUUUAUAAAAUAUUGUCAUAUGUCAUAGUUUUAAUACAAUUCACAUAAUUCCUAUAUUUCUUAAUGAUAUUUUAUUGUGUAAAAUUGAUCAGGUUGAUUAAAAAAAUUCUCUGGAAUUUAUGCUUUCAUGCUUUUUCAUAUUGUUUAUGGCUUUUAAAUAAAUAUACAAUGCUUAAUAGUAAAA